Messenger RNA from Fusarium sp. VM40, 978 nucleotides. Lineage: Eukaryota; Fungi; Ascomycota; Sordariomycetes; Hypocreales; Nectriaceae. The record is from the annotation of a GenBank genome assembly.
AUGGGCUCAAUCGCGACAAAGGGCAAGGCUUUCCCUCCUGGAAUUCACGUUCCAUCUUUGACUUGGUUUGGUAACGAUGCCAACCAAGAAAUUGAUUGGGACACUCAGAAGAAACACAUUGAGUUUCUAGUAACAUCUGGUCUUGACGGCAUCGUUAUCGCUGGAACAAACGGCGAAGCAGUAACUCUUUCACCGGCCGAGAAGUCACAACUGGUCCGAACUACACGCGAAAUCGCAACCUCACUUGGCCGUCCCGACAUCACAAUCACAUUGGGCACCUCUUCACAAACCACCCGAGACGCCAUAAAUGAGACAAGACUGGCCAAGGAGGCAGGUGCCGACUUUGUCCUUGUCCUGACACCGAGCUAUUUCCACUUUGCCAUGACACAAGAUGCUAUUGUUGCUUUCUUCGAAGAACUUGCUGAUGCGAGCCCUGUUCCUGUUGUGAUCUACAAUUUCCCCGGUGUCGUGGCUGGUCUCGAUGUCAACUCGGAGAUGCUAGAGCGCCUGGCUCAGCAUCCCAACAUUGUUGGUGUUAAGCUCACAUGUGGUGGUAUCGCAAAGGUCGCCCGUGUGACAGCUCAAUUCAAGCCCGAGGACUUUUCCGCUCUUGCUGGCCAAAGCGACUGGCUUGUUCCCGCUAUGGCCGUGGGCGCAACAGGUACCGUCACUGGUGUCGCGAAUUUAUAUCCUAAAGUCUGCCUGCGUAUCUUUGAUCUAUACAAGGCGGGCAAGACCAAGGAGGCCGAGGCCGCGCAGCUUGAGUUGGCCAAGAUGGAAUGGGGAUUUGCCAAGGGCGGUAUCAACGGUACCAAGUGGAUUGUGGCCAAGCUUCGAGGAUACCCUCUCGAUAGCUGCCACUGCAGGAAGCCAUACCCUCAGUAUAGCGAUGAGAGUAAGAAGGAUUGGAUCUUUAAGGUGGUUGAGCCUCUUUCGGCUGUUGAGAAGGGUCUCGGUAAGAGGGGAGUGGAUAUUUAG